AAAAACACUCAACACUGCAGACUUCUUGGGUCGGUGGAAUGCCAGUCCUGGACUUCUGGUUCUACUUUUAUCCUGCCCACCUGCAGCUGACUCUACUGCUGGGACUCUCAGGAGUGACUGGGCAGGAUGUGGAGCUGCAGGUGAUCCAGCCUGACAAGUUCGUGUCAGUAGCUGAGGGAGAGACGGCCACUCUGCGUUGCUCUGUGACCUCCCUGCUUCCAGUGGGCCAAGUGGUAUGGUUCCUGGAGAAAGUGGGUGGCCGGCGGGAGAUCUACAACUUCGGUGGCAAAGGCCACGACCCCCGAGUGACCAGUACUUCAGAUACCACCAAGAGAGACAACUUAGACUAUUCCAUUCGCAUCCGUGACAUCAGCCCGGCUGACAUGGGCAUCUACUAUUGCGUGAAGUUCCAGAAGGGGAAUGUGGAAGAUGUGGAGUUCAAGUCUGGUUCAGGCACCCGGGUCACCGUAAAAGGCCCAGAGACAGACCUGCCCACUUCAUCACACAUAUAUUACUUCCUGGGCUGCGUCAUUGGAACCAAAGUGCUGCUGGUUCUUGGUGUUUCUGCCAUUUACAUCUACAAGAAGUCAAGGAUCUGACUGGUACUGUGAUGAAGAAUGGGAGUCAAGACCUAGGAAACUGUUGAUGUGCAGAACCCUCUCUCAAUAGAUGCCCUUAUUCCCAGGAAAGGUACUUCAGAAGGAGACCAACACCACGACACA
Sorex fumeus (smoky shrew) is the source of this 722-nucleotide messenger RNA. Its product is annotated as signal-regulatory protein beta-1-like. The transcript has 4 exons. NCBI's taxonomy places the organism in Eukaryota, Metazoa, Chordata, Mammalia, Eulipotyphla, Soricidae. Bases 39 to 599 code for a protein of 186 amino acids. The record is from RefSeq and is a predicted model, not a curated record. Gene Ontology annotation, cellular component: plasma membrane. Gene Ontology annotation, biological process: positive regulation of phagocytosis; positive regulation of T cell activation.